UCUUAGCUUCCAUAUAUAGCCAUAGAGAUGAUCAAAUGUGGAGAAAUCUCAGCCGUUGGAUCUGUACUAGCGUAGGAUUCUCAGUUGAGUACACGUGCUUCCAUCUCUUUUUAUCCUUGCUUCCAUGCAUGGGUUUCUCCAUCUCCACCUCUUCUCUUCUGUCUCUAUAUAUUUCUAGAGAGAGAAUCACUCAAAAAAGUUUAGAGAGAGAGUAGCUUUUCUUUGCUUCAUCAUCGAUCAUCUAUCAUCCAUCAUCGCCUAUCGUCAAUCUUUUUUCUUACUUCAAAUCUCAACUAACUAAAGCUACUUGCUAUGAGUAGAUCUUGAUAUUUUUCUUGAGUGAAAUCCGAGAUGGGUUCUUUGUUUUUCGCUUCGAUCUUACAGAAUUUUAGCUUUUAAUCUGGUUUAUUGAUCUGGGUGUUUCUCGAUUUUCAGUUUUGAUCUUGAAUUCUUCUCUGUUUGACUUCAAUUCGAUCAGAAUUUCGUACUUUUUACCAAAAAUGUCGAAUUUGAUCCAAGAAAGUAAUCAAGAAUUGAUGAAACACUCGUGUAAGCUGUGCGACAAGAGCUUCCCUUCUGGUAGAUCCUUGGGAGGUCACAUGAGGUCUCACGUGCUCAACUCCCCCGAUCAUCAUCUUCAUCAACACCAGAAACAGAUGAAGAAGCUCUCAUCUGUCAACAAUGGCGGAGAAUUAAUCAAGAACGAUACUGUAGUAGAAAUCGAUGGUUCUUCGAAUGAUUUGGGUUAUGAGCUGAGGAAAGAUCCAAAAAAGACUCCAAAAGUCAAUGAUUCAAGUCAAAUGGAGAAUUGUUUGGUGGUUCUUGAUAAGCUCUGUAAAGAAUGUGGAAAAGGUUUUCAAUCUUGGAAGGCGUUGUUUGGGCACAUGAAAUGUCACUCUGAAAAAGUCGCAAACAACAACAAAUUGAAUCAAGAUUCUUGGACUAGUCAAUCGGAUAAUGAGAAUUCUGGUGUGAAAGAUCGACGUUUGAAGAAAUCAAAAUCAAGAAACGGAAAAAUUAAAAGGUAUAAAGUUACUUCUGCUACAACUGCUACUGUUACAACAACCACCAUUACAACAGCUUCAUCAUCAAUCUCGAUGAAUGCUAAUAAUAAUAAUAACAACAACAAUCAAAUAAGUAGUAAUCAUGCUUCAACGAGUAUUGUAUCUGAGAUUGAGCAAGAUCAAGAAUCUGAAAUUGCUAUGUGUUUGAUGAUGCUUUCGAGAGAUGAGGGAAAAUGGGGCAAUGAAUUUGAAUCAUCUAAUUACUGCAAUUCCUCUGCUUUUGUGGGGUUGACUAAAGUUGAGGGUAAAAAGCGAAUUGGGAAGGGUUUCAAGAUCAAGAAAUUAGCAGAAACACAAGUGGGUGUUGAUUAUCUUGGAAGAUCUGAAGUGGGUUUUACUGGAGUUGAGAAAAUUAUGAUCCAAAACGAUGAUUUUAACGACGAAUGUGAGUUGUUUUUUGGAAGCAAGAGAAAGUUUGAGUGCAUUACUUGUAACAAAAGCUUCGAUUCUUAUCAAGCACUUGGUGGGCAUAACGCAAGUCACAAGAAGUUAAAGGGAAGUCUAGAUCCGAAAACCGAAGGUGAAAACACAAUCGAAAACAAACCCUUUUUCGAUCAUGAGCAUAUAAUCAAUGGGUUUGAUUCAAAACCAUCUGAUAAUCAUCAAACGACAAAAGCUUUCAAUCUUGGUGUUCGUUCUUUGAAGAAAUCAAUGGCGUUGGGAGCACAUGAAUGUCCAAUUUGCUUGAAAAUCUUCUCAUCUGGGCAAGCUUUGGGAGGUCACAAGAGAUCGCAUAUGAUUGCAGAGGCUAAAUUGAAUCAACAAACAAGCAUGAAUCUUAUUGAGAAAAAGAAUGAACCUGUUCGAGGGUUUUUUGAUCUCAACAUGCUUCCCGAUACAAUGGAAGAAGAACCAUGGCAUCAUGAAUCAACGACACUACUUGGUUUGCUCUCAGCAAUUUAAAAAAACAGUAGUAACAUCAUUUUAAGAGUGUACAGAUUUCAUUAAUUCUUUGCAUAAUCGAUGUAAUAUGCUGCUUGAAUAGUAGCCAUACACAGUUACACACACAAACACCACUUACACACACUACCGCAACACUUUCAUUUUUUUUUUGUGCUUUUAACUACAUUGUUUUGAUCAAGGGAUAAUUCUUGUAACAUUCGAGAUUUCAUUUGUUUAACUCAUUAUCUUGGGUUUUAAUAUAUUUUCUUACUCUCUGUUUUGGAAAAUGAGUUAGAAUUGAAAUCUCAAUCACUUCUUCAAAAGGGAGCAACUUUAUUACAUAUAUGACAUGUGCAACUGUGGAAUACAGGGGAAAAUAAAUCAAAGUUAGUAGCUACACAUAGAUUCGAGAAAGUCAAAUUAGGAGCAUAUGGAUAUGAGAAAUUGUAAAAUGAGAGCAAAACAAGGGUGAAGUGGUUGAAAAGAUGAAGGGGAGAAUUAUAAAAUAUGAUGAAAAGUGGGUUGUAUAGUCACCAACCAUCACAACACACAUUGACAACUCCUUGUUUCACCUCUAUGAAUCUUUCAUAAGUCAUAACUAUAUAGUGCUAGUGGAUUAUAGUUUACUUUGGGUUUCAUGUUAAUUAUAUUAUUAUGUUAAUGAUGUUCUUAAUAUAAGUAUCAAAACUUUUG
This is a messenger RNA of Lactuca sativa (garden lettuce), 2639 nucleotides long. RefSeq lists its product as uncharacterized. The record is from RefSeq and is a predicted model, not a curated record. NCBI's taxonomy places the organism in Eukaryota, Viridiplantae, Streptophyta, Magnoliopsida, Asterales, Asteraceae.